This is a messenger RNA of Zeugodacus cucurbitae (melon fly), 2116 nucleotides long. RefSeq lists its product as uncharacterized. NCBI's taxonomy places the organism in Eukaryota, Metazoa, Arthropoda, Insecta, Diptera, Tephritidae. The transcript has 3 exons. Bases 725 to 1426 code for a protein of 233 amino acids. The record is from RefSeq and is a predicted model, not a curated record.
GUGUGAUUGGUUUGCUAAUCUCUGACUAACUGUGCUUUAUUUCAAUGCAAUGGGAAACUUAAGAAUUAAAAUACGAAUAAAUAAUUAUUAUUUUAGUGACGCUUGACUACGGCAGGUGAUUUAUUCUUUAAUUGCUUAUUAUUUACGUGUUCCAAAAUGGGUCGCAAGCCAAACCCAACUUUGCGCAAUUUUUUUACAUUCCAUGUGGAAAGAAAUGUUUCGCAAUGUAAUAUUUGCAAAUUAAAUUUCUCAGGAAAUUAUGUGUGUAAUUUGAGGCGGCAUUUGCAUACCAUAAAAAUGAAUACGAAGCUGAAGUGGAUGCUAGUAACGUGGUCGAUAAACAAGUAAAGUUUUCAGUGACGAUGGGGAAAGAUGAAGCCAAAAAUGCGUGCAUCGAUUUGGUGAUGGUGGAAAAACUUCGUCAAGCCGUCCUUGAUUCGAAAGGCUUCCAGACGCUAACUUCUCAAAUUUUUAGAGGCUAUAACAUCGAGGAACAUAAUGGGCUUAGUCGAGGAAAAAUUCAACUGCAUUAAAAGUGAAAUGAAGGCUUAAAAAUGGAUACUGCCACUAGGUUAAAUCGGGAAUUCUCGGCGUUAGUGUGCAAUACAUGAACUGUGAUAAAAUCUGUAUUAAAACUUUAGGACUGAUUGAGCUAAAGGUUUCACACACAUCGCAAAAUAUUUGCAGUGAAAUUAAAACACUUUUAAAUGAGUGAGGCAAAAACAUGGUAAAGGCAGUCGAUAUUAUAAAUAGAUGCGAAGAAAGCCUAUAUAAUGAAGAAGUUACAACAAAUUUGAGAAUUCAUUCGAUUAGCUCCAUCAAAUGUGCUGCCCACACCCUUCAGCUUGCGGUUAAAGAUUUUAUGUUAAGCUUGGAAUCCGUUGAAGUUAUUGAGAAAGCGAGUAAAAUCGUUAAGCUUUUACGAACACCAUCAUUUAGGUAUUUAAUAGCAGAGGAAUCAUUACCACAGCCCGUACUCGAUGUUGCCACACGAUGGUGCUCAACAUAUCAGAUGUUGAAAAAACUCCAAACUUUUCAAAGUUUUUGUGAGAAGCAUCUCAAACCGUCGUUAAAGCUCACUUCGGGUGAUUGGGAUGAGAUAGGAGAACUCACUGAGACUUUCGAACCGGCCUUCAUAGCAACUGAAAAGUUGCAGAGCAGCCAAUUAUUCAUGGGCGAUUUUUAUAAGCUAUGGGUAGACCUUAAGCUUACGAUCACCGUAUCUAAAGCCACACACAGCCAAGUUUUAAGACAAUACAUCGAGGAUAGGGAAGAAAGUUUGUUUGCAAAUAAUGCUGUUCUGUGUAGCAUUUACUUGGAUCCUCGUAUUCGGAGAGUGCUGUUGCAAAAGCCACUGAGCCUUAUGUUGGCCAGACCACAGCUUAAGGGACUGUUAGCUCAAAUUUUCAAUAUAAAAAAAGUAUGAAUCCAAUACCUAGGACUUCUCCAAAUAGCCCGACUGCAUCAGGAUCAUUGGAACAAGGAAAUGAAUUAUUGUCUCAAAAUUCGACCACCUGCUCGCUUUUAAAAGAGUUUUUAAAUAAUAUUGACGUAGCUUCUGAUGACGAGGCCGAAGAUGAUGCACAUAUUGAGCAACUCAAAAAAGGAUAUUCCGAAAUUUAUGAUUGCUCAAAAAUGAUAAUUAUUUAUGAUUUUUUUAAAAUUACUCAAAAUUAAUUAUUAAAAGUGAUGAAAAUCAUAAAACUCAGAAGUGUUGGAAGCAAUAUACGAAAGCCUUCAACCAGUUUAUUUAAAGGUAAGAAACAUUUUGAAUUAACAAACAUAUUUCAGUUUAUUAUUUGAAAGGUUAUUUUAACAAUUGAUUUAAUAUAUAUAUAUAUAUAUAUAUAUAACAAAAUAAACAUUCAAUGCUCAUAUAGAAAUAUUCAAAUAUUUAAUCACACAAUAAAUAAUAAUACAUUAGAAGCAUUUAUUAUUAUUAAUUUAAAAACGUUAUAAAACCUUCUUCUAAUAUUUCUGCAAUUGAUAUAGCCGCACUCAACACAUCAGCGGAUGUAUUGGAAUUAAUAGGCGUGUUUUAUUUGACCAAUGAAAUGUGUUGGCAAUGCGGGCCAGAACUCUCAGUUGAAAUGUAAUUUAUUUCAACAAUUUAUUG